Aspergillus uvarum CBS 121591 is the source of this 383-nucleotide messenger RNA. RefSeq lists its product as uncharacterized. Lineage: Eukaryota; Fungi; Ascomycota; Eurotiomycetes; Eurotiales; Aspergillaceae. The record is from RefSeq and is a predicted model, not a curated record. The transcript has a single exon. The coding region runs from base 81 to 299 and encodes 72 amino acids.
CCGGGGGAGAGUGGUGUCAGUACUAUUCGGUAAGCCACCUAUCCCGCAAUUGAGAUUCCGAAGGUGAAACGGUUGCUAUUAUGGUUGCUGUUGGUUCUUUGAACUGUGCACUGAGUCGGAGCCUGCCAGGUGCCUCUCAGUCUAGACCAACUCAGGCAAGUGUGGGUGGGCUCCAAGUAGAGCCCGGCGGGCGGACUCACCAGGCUGAUAAGUGUCAGGUGAUCGCAGGUUACCAAAACAGCUUCCAUCUCGUGUAUAGUGUGGGUGCCGAUGAGUUGAUCAAGAGAAAGUCAAAGUGAAGGAAGGCGGCAAGAGACAAUUAAUUCUCUGUAUGCAUACGUACUCAUUCAUGAGGCGAGAAGAUGAUUAUAUGGCUCAAAUGA